Messenger RNA from Aspergillus brunneoviolaceus CBS 621.78, 1740 nucleotides. RefSeq lists its product as uncharacterized. The transcript has a single exon. The coding region runs from base 113 to 1513 and encodes 466 amino acids. The record is from RefSeq and is a predicted model, not a curated record. NCBI's taxonomy places the organism in Eukaryota, Fungi, Ascomycota, Eurotiomycetes, Eurotiales, Aspergillaceae.
UCCUUUUUAAAUGGCCCAGGCCUCCGGUGGGCUGUCUCUUAUCGCUGCUUCGUGCCAGACUGGGGUGUGUGUGCUCUGCUCUUAGCAUAGCAAUUGAUUUUGCUCGCUCAUCAUGACUCUUGCACUUCCGAAUGAUAUACUCCUCCUGAUUGGGGAGUUUGUGGAAGAUCGCCGGGACCGCUACAAUCUCCUCUUUGUGUCUCGUCAAUUCCAUGAGUUGUUUCGACGCUUGCUUUAUCGAGAUGCUAGCCUGAAGAGCUGCGCUCAACUACGUUCUUUUCUAGGGGCGCUGCUCCGUCGUCCCGAGCUGGCUCGGGCUGUUCGCUCAUUGGACUUUCAUGAAUGGCAGUCCCGAACGACGUGCUCUUCUACUCUGUUUCCCGAUACUGAUUUAACACCCUUCACGAAUUUGACGGGAGGUUUCAGCCAUUCCGAAGAAGAACAAGAACGAUGGUCUCAGGAUCUCUCGAACGGAGUCGAGGAAGCCUGGAUUGCGCUUCUUCUGCCCCUGGUGGGUAACCUCAGACACCUUCAACUGGUCUAUCCGAAGAAUAACAUCUACUUGGAUCGCUUGGUCCAGAGAGCUGUGAAGGGAGGGAGGCCAUUCCACACUCAACCCGCCUUCCGUAUGCUGCGACAUGUCUCUUUAAGCCAUCUGCCCGAUGACGAGGAUAGCCGCGGGAGCUUUACACCCUCGCAAGUCCUCCCAUUCUUUCAACUCCCAUCGAUGCGGACGUUUACCGCCGACUCCGUUGUUGAAACUGCGCAGGCAGAAGAAAGCGAGUCGGAGACUGCAGACUCUGAGUAUGAAACUGUAGUCGGCUCCUCAUCUAUCUCAGAGAUCACUCUCCGCACGAGCAGUGGUUCCAAGGGCAUGGAGAGCCUGGUCGCCUCCUGCUCUUCUCUGAAGUCGUUCAAGUACCAGCACUCUGACUCACAUCUUCUGUCCGAGGGCUACCGACCUUCCUCUUUCCACCGGUCGCUGGAUACGAGCAAACAUUGUUUGCAAAGUCUGUGGCUUGACAAUGGAGGCACCCAUCUGCCCUUCACCGUCGUCGGGGCAAACGAGACACAUGACGAAUGGUUUGGUCCUUUGACCGAGUACACCUCGCUCAAGGAACUCCGCAUCCGCCUGCCCAAUCUGCUCGACAUCCGCUACCAGCUGGACCCAUCAUGUCCACUUACCGAUAUCCUCCCGCCGUCUCUGGAAGCCUUGCAUGUGGAAGGAUGUAAGGAGAAUUCGCUGACCAUGCUGGUGGGACAGCUUAAGUCGGUCCUCCAGAAACGCAAGACCCAAUUCACUAGCCUGAAGCGACUCGAUAUCGAGGGAUUUUUCCACGAUGAGGAGGACGAAGAGGCGUCUGGCUACGAGGCGUCCGACUCCAUGAGCGAGCGAUUCAUCCGCCCACGGGUUUAUGAGUUGACUGAGCCGCUACGCGAGGCUUGCGUCGACGUCGGAAUCGACCUGUACCUUCGCGACCGCGACUGCUUGGAGACGAUGCGAGAAUGUUAGUGAUGACGUCACCACCUGUUGAUAUGCGACCGAUACACCAUUAGAUUGCAUUGUUUCGAUGAAUACCCUAUAGAUGUUGCUUUGGAUUUUUUUUGCUUUUCGGGUUUACUUUCUGACAGUUGAAUUGAGCUUGGAUUUCUUUUAGCGCUGUUUUCGAAGCUUGUCAAAGUCAUAAUGUGAUAGCUUGGUGCAAUGAAAGAACGCUUAGAUGGUCAAACCGAGCCUUG